This is a messenger RNA of Melospiza melodia melodia, 1647 nucleotides long. It is a transcript of the gene NIPSNAP3A, whose product is annotated as nipsnap homolog 3A. Gene Ontology annotation, cellular component: mitochondrion. The record is from RefSeq and is a predicted model, not a curated record. The coding region runs from base 16 to 798 and encodes 260 amino acids. Lineage: Eukaryota; Metazoa; Chordata; Aves; Passeriformes; Passerellidae. The transcript is spliced from 6 exons.
GAACUGACCAAAGGGAUGUCCCACACACAGAACGUCAUGCUGGCUAUUCGAGCUGGGGGCAGUAACCUGCGAGGGCGGAUCAUCUGCUUUCGGACAGGGGGUCUGGCUGAGGCAGUGGGGGUACGCCUUGCUACAGGGCCCAGACAGAAUAAUGGCAUUUUCUACGAAAUUCGCACAUAUGAUAUUAAGCCAGCGAAGAUGAAGGAGUUUUUGGAAAUGGUCAGCAAGUACAUUCACUUUCGCACUGCCCACUCGGAGCUGGUGGGGUUCUGGUACUCGGAGCUGGGAGCCAUGAACAAGGUGCUGCACAUUUGGAAGUACGAUAAUUUUGCCCACAGAACAGCAGUCCGGCAUGCACUAGCAAAUGACAAAGCCUGGCAGGGAAAGUUCAUCUCUGCAGCUCUCCCCUUGGUAGAGAAGCAGCACAAUGAGGUUGCUUAUCUGGUGCCCUGGUGUCAGCUUGGGAAGCCUUCAAAGGAAGGGGGUGUGUAUGAAUGGGUUACUUUCCAGAUGAAGCCUGGUGGGCCAGCAUUGUGGGGUGAAGCAUUUCGUGCUGCAAUCAAUGCUCACAUCAACACAGGAUAUACCAAGCUGAUCGGUGUUUUCCACACAGAAUAUGGAUUACUUAACACAGUCCAUGUUCUAUGGUGGAACGAGAGCCCAGAUCAGCGGGCAGCAGGAAGACACAGUGCCCAUGAAGAUGCCAGAGUUGUGGCAGCUGUGCGCGACAGUGUCAGAUUCUUGGAGUCCCAGCAAAAUGUGCUUCUGAUUCCUCUGCAAUGCUCACCACUGAAGUAACCUUCUUCUAAAGGAUGUAACUGAUGGCAGAAGAGACAAGAUGGAAGUGCUGUCAGCAAGUGACAUGGACCCCCAUACCCUUAUGAGAUUAGCUGUUCUUCAGAUGACAAAAAAUGGAUGCAAAAUGCUGAUCCACUGGCAGUGUAAAUCAGCAUUCUGACACCAAUUGUUAAACAGAAGUUUAUGGUGAUGUUCCUACCUCUCCAGGACAAACAACUUGAACCAUAUCAUGAUGUAAACUAUGCAUUACCAACCUUCUCUUUUAAUCCUUAAGUUCUUCAUGAUUUUUUGCACAGCUAAAUCACUUGCCAAACUGAGGAAGUUAAGUGCUCUUGUCCAGCAUUCCAGCCAGGCCUGGUAUAAUUUUUAUAACAUACUUUGAUGCCUCUUACAAUUUCACAUCUUAGUUAUUCCAUACAGUUUUAAGAAGGAAAACUCCCACAUGUAUCUUAACAAAUUAUGUUUUAAUCAGACUUCUCACUGGUGUACUUUAUAUUAAUUCUGAGCAAUGUACAACAUCAGUGUUGCUGGAAUUGCACUUAAAUGUAACAGUGGGGCUGAUUAGGUAGUGUAUCCUAAUGAGUUCUGCCAUGAAACUUUUUACAUAAUAACUUGUUAUGGCUCAUUUCAGUCUUUUCUUUUUCUGUUCAUCAAACACUGCCUCAAAACUGUGAGUUAUCCCCACGAGCUUUGGCUUGGAUAUUUUAUUAUUUGUUUAAGGUGCUAUAGGUGAUUAGCCCUUCUUGUUCAAUUGUGUCAUCAGACUCAACUGAUUUACAUGUGCUGUCAUUCUUUGAAAUACUUUUUGUCAGACUGUUGAAAGCUAAAUAAAUGAGCAUAAAGCAUUAA